UCCGGAUGAUCUCGGAGUAGGUUCCACUUCUCUGUCGGCCGGUCGUUUUGGUUACCUUACUCCGGGGGGUGAUGGGCAGGUGAUUUUGGAAAGGAGCAGGCAGAUGAAUGAGAAUCACAGUGGGAUUUGAAGUCGGAGAGACUAUAUGGAGUUUUAAAACUCUUAGAAGAAAGCUAUGAAAUAAUGACAUCUGCAGAAUCUAGGCAGCGUCCAUAUAAAGUAUGGAGCUGUGACAGACAAACAAGAAAAGCUGUCAUGGCAUCAAAUUUGCGAGAAUUAAGAGAAAGAGGUGCUUCCAGGUUAGGUUUCUCUCCAACAGAUGCAAGAAUUGUUUUAGAAAGUGAUGGUACUGAAGUGGAAGAUGAUAUUUAUUUCCAAACUAUUGAUAGGGAUACAAUAUUUCUAAUUCUUUGUCCCGGAGAAAGGUGGCUUCCACCAGGAGUUGAAGCACUUAGAGCUGCCAUUACUGCCAUUCCUCGCAUAGUUUGUGAGGCCAUCAACAGCAUGGAACUGAUUGACAAGCAACCUUCUUGGAAAAUAAUGGAUAACAAAGGAAGAGUUACAGUUGUUCUUCACUGGGAUCAGAGAGAUAUUCGACGAUCGGCCGACGGUAGAGCUCGUUCUGGUGAUAGAGAAGCUGUUUGGAGAGUGGAAGUUGUUUCUCAAGAAGUUCAAACUGCAGACACUGCCACUUCUACUGAUGAAACUGUCAGUGCUAUCCCUCGUACUAAGCUCACUCUCGAAGGACUGGGUCCACGGCCUUCUUCAAGGAUGCUUCCACAGACUGAGGGCAAAGACAAGGAAACCAGUCCAGAACAUGAUCAUUCUCUUUGUGACUUUCACUGCUCUGCUCUCCACGAGAAAGGUGCUCAAAUUCAAGUAAACAAGUCCGUCGCUACCUCGCCCAUUCAGGAAGUGCCAGAGGGAACUGCAAUUGCUACAGCCACUGCCACCCCAUCUGUAGGGCCUGUAAAGAAAGGUACAACUAAAGGUCAUGUUCGCUUUAUGGAUGAGGCAGAAGAAACUAAAAUACCAGCUCAAGAAGAAUCAGAAUCUGAUACAGAAAAUACUGCAAAUGAAGAAGAACAAUUGUCUGAAAGGUAUCUAUUAUUAGUUGAUCAGUUAUCACUGGAGCAAAAUCGGCAUUUAAGUGUUAAAGACAUUGGCAUCAUUCUGGAAAGGCUGAGCUCAAAAAUAGUAGAUGUGGACAGGUUAGAGAGGGAGCGUGAGGGUACAGAUGUUCAUAAUUGGACAAUCAAGGCCACCAUACGUGGUGAGGUUCUUAGAGAAAUAGGAGUAAUUUACAAUGGACAAUAUUAUGGUAUAAUGGAACAUCCAGGGUACUUUUGAUGCACAGCCCUCUUUGAUAAGGCAGAGAAUUUCAUCCUUUAUUAUGUCUUUGACCUCUAGAAGCGAUGCUGUGCCAUCGCAUGGUCUUACAAAUCCUUGAAUUGAGCGAUGAGGAUAACUAGUCUAUCGCCAAUAAGUAGUAUCUCAAGAUAUAGUCUUAAGUAUCGCUGAUGAUGGUGAUUUGAAUGCGAUAUGAAAUAGCAGUCACUGCCAAUUGAGUUUGUAUUGAAAUAAAACUCCAUGUGCUGUCCCUGAUCUAUAGUAUAUGGACUGUAUUGUUAAAUAACUUUGAUGAUAUUCUUAAUAUAAAUGCUGCCACUUAGUUAUGAAUGUUGCUGCAAGCAACUUGUUUGAGAUUAAGCUAUUUAGUACUUGUUAUCUAAAAAUUACCUUUUGAUGUAUGUAUGUUCCUCUCUGUGUACAUUUAUUAUUUACUUAUUAGUGAAGAGUUUUAUAUUGUGAUUUAGCAUGUUUCAAAGUAAACAAAUUUGUUUGUUGUUGGCCAAAGUGUUCCUAUUAUGCUUUCUGGCACUUUGGAUUUUGAAUAAAAAGACUUUAUAUUGCAAGCAGGUCAGGGACAGCUUUGUUAUAUUGGGCCUGAGAUUUAUCAAUUUUAACACUGCCAUAGGGUUAAGAUCUUUAUGGAGUGCUGUCCUCUUAACUCAAAUAAAGCAUCUGUUUGAAGUAUUGCUUUAGUAUUUCCCUUGUUGGCUGCUGCGUAUAACUUGCAAAAUGUGAGGGUCUGCUGGAUUUUGGAAAGUAGUUCUCUUCCAAAUCCAUCCUGUAUAUAAUUGUACAUAGUCUAAUUAUCAUAAUGCAUUGUAGAUAGAUUUUAGUUGUGAUUUUCUUUUAGUCUGUUUUUUGUUUUGCAAGCAAGGCAGUGACACCCCCAGGGGCCUUGUCAAGAGCAAUGUCCUCAGCAGCCUUGCUGUGUUCUUGUAGGAGUCUUCCCAUGCCUAUACGAAUAUUGUUGGAAAUUACUCAGGGUGGGAAGAUUCCAACCAGGUUAUAGAAUUUGUUAUGUAUGUAUUGUAAAGAUUCUGAUUAGCCAAGAGUUAAUUCUUUGAGUCUGAGGUUUUAUGUAUUGUAUCAAAAUAACUAUUUUAUUGAUUUCUUAUUUGCAGCAGGGCUGUGUUCAUGAAUCAUAUCAAAUUGUGAUGAAAUGUGUCAAAAGUUUCAAUUUUAAAAGUUGUUGUCCUUUUGAAAUUGCCUGUGAAAAAAAUGCAUUCAUUGUCUACUUAAUAUGUUCGAUUGGAAGUGCUUUUAAUAGAAUUAUUAAUAGUCUAUAUGUUAUUUUAUUUGUCGUUUUUUAGCUUUUUGCAUAUGUUUGAAUCUUUAUUCCUCAUACUUUUGUAUUUUUUCAAAUUAUAGCCAUACUUUUGUUGAAUACUGUAAGUCAAUUUGUUGUUUAAUGAAUUGACUAUAAAUCGAUUUAUUGUUUAAAUGAAACUAUUAUCAUUUUCCAACAUAACUAAUCUUCUAAACUUACCAGCUGUUGAGUUAAUUAAACUAAUAGAUUAAAACUAUUACAUAAUUAGUGUAUCCAAUUAAAACCUAAAAUUAUUUGUAAUUCUAUAUUAAUGUUAAAUUUUGACAGAUGUUUAACUCUAUGAUAAGUUUUAUUACAUCAUUCUAAGAUAACACACACACACACACAUAUAUAUAUAUGUGUGUGUGUGUGUGUGUGUCAAGCUAAACACAUCUGUAUGAAUUCUUUAAUACUGAAAAAUAUAUAUAUAUAAGCAAAUGUUUUAAAUUUUUUCCCAGAACUGUAUAAUGAACCAUUUGCUAGCUUGAAUAAUAGUUUUAGAUGUUAAACUAAUGUAAUAAAUAUCAGAGUUUAAUCAUAUUGUUUGAAAUUUAAAUUAUGUUAUAUGCAUUCAUCCAUUAUUUUAAUGUCUGCCAGUGCUUGAAUCUGUAUAUUAAUUUUUAAUAUAGUUCUGAAACCCUCUUUUACUCUUUUACAAGUGACAGGUGUAUAAAUAUUUUAUGUAUUGAGGUGUUUUGUAUCACUUCAGAAAUCUAACAAUGUUUUAAACAUAUUGCAUGCUGACAUUUCAAUAAAUACUGUGUCUUCAUUUGUGUGUUACAAUAACAAAGUUUACAACUGUUAAACACAGCCCUCUGUACUUGUUUAUAUGCUGGAAAUAUCUUUGUGUGCAAUGUUUGUUGCUGACUAGUGAGUCUUUUAAAACGCAUGCUUAAUUUCAGCUCUUCGUAAGCUGUUUGGAUGUAUUUUUGGCAGCUAUAGAUAUAAAUUCCAUAUGGUUCUUAAAUCACUAUAACGGUGUUGAAUGUGGCCUAUGCACAAAUUUAUAAGGUUUAAUUUCUGUUGCACAGUAAUGUUACUGCAAAUUUUUUGAAUUAUUUCAACAUAAUAUGUUGGGUGUUGUGAACCCUUUUAUAUAUUUGAUGUGGAAUAGCAGUCUGAACUUGUUUGUGCAUAUUUUUAAAGUACAUGUCGUAUACUCUGUACACCUUUACCUGCUUUCUGGUUGAAAGGAUAAUAUUUAUUAUAAAGGAGUUUUUUUAUUUGAAACUAUACUUCCUCUUUCAGAAAAAUAAAUAAAUGCUUUAUCUUGUAGUGCCAAAUUUUGAGGAUAUUAUAUAAAGCAGAAUAAAAUCAUAAUUCUUUAUUAGUUUAUGAAUAGUUUGACAAUGUACUGUGAUAAACCUUGUUGUAUUUUAAAAUUUAUGAACAUUUUGUUUAAUUUCAGUUAUUCAGUAUAAAUCUUCUACCUUCUAACUCAUCUUUUUUUUGGGGGGCGGGGGCAUUGCAGAUUUUUUUGUUCUACUUAACAUGUCUUCAUUCCCACAUAUGUAUAUCUUUCAUGUAAUGAAAUUAUGUGUAUUUUUUAUGAGAGAAAAGUAAAGUUUUAGCUUGUUAGUUAUGUAAUGUAUGUUGUAUAUAGAACUUAACUUUUUGUUUUGAAUUCAAGACCUGUAUGAUUAUUUUAGUAUUAUAGAACAUGUGGUUCUAAUUUUUGACCUUGAAAUCCUAAUUUUUGGCUUGAAAUUGCAGCUGGAUCUCAUUUAUCUCAGUUGGUUAAGAAUACCACUAUUCUCAAUAAUAAAAAUUAUGGAGAAUUUGUGUAUUAAAAAUAUCAUUUUAGGGUUUGAAUAGAUCUUCCUAUUAGAUAUUCACAAUUAAUAGAUUGUAACAUAUUUGUGAAAAUCUGCUUUUAUUGGUAUACAGGAUAACAGGUGAAUGUCCUGUGUAUGACACAUAUAGCAAUAUAGCAUUAUAAUCUAAAGCAUUAUAACAAGAUAUUCUAUCUACAAAUCAAAUUUCAUUAUUUAAGAUCAUUUCUGAAUUUCUUAAUUAUAUUUUAAAGAAAUAAAAUGUAAACCAUAUUGCUGUAAAAAAAUUAAACUCAAGCUAGUUGUAUUUACUUUUUAUAUAAAAAUAUAUCAUAAUGUUUUAGCAAUUAUUGUUUGAACCUUUAUUCCUCAUAUAUCUGUAUUGUUUCAAAUUACAGCAAUGCUUCUAUUUACAGGAACUCAGAUUUGCAUAAUUCCUAAUUUUCCUUAUUUGAAUAAAUUUAUUUAGACUUGUAAUUAAUUUGCAGUAAUUCAAAAAAUGCUGAUAAAAGAAAUAUUUUGUCUGUGUAUUAGAACUUGCUUUAAAGGAAUAAUAUACAUUUAACAAUAAGCAUGUAAUUUGUCCUAAAUACUCUAAAACUCCUCAACCCUCUUCAAUUCUAAAGCAAUAACUGUUAAUUUAUGAUUGUGUUCAUGGACAGCAUAUUUGUUCCAUGUUUAUAUACACAGUGCAGUCUUUUUUUUUUUUUUUUUUUUUUUUUUACAGGGAGGGGGAAGUUUGAUAUCCUGUAUUUCUUUUUUAAUCUCAUUCUGCAACAUUUUAAAUUGAGUUAUCAGAUAAGUAUACUAACACGUAUAAAGCUCUCAGCAUUGAAAUAAUUGCAUUUAUUUUAAAAUAUUUUGUAUUAAUAUGUAUGAAAACUUCAUUCUUUGUUACAGAUUUUUUUCUUAGCAUUAUUUAGCCCUUGGUUUCAUUUGACUGAAUUCUAGUAAUGCAAAAUUAGACCCUAACUUACAUACUUUUCAUAAGUCCCACCUACCAUGUAACUUUCAGAUAUGGUAGUAUACAUUUAACUUACGCUUAAAUUUUCCUUUAACUUUUUUUAAAAGCCCAAGAGGGCUAUUUGUCUCAAAAUACAAUUUUGUGUUGAUUCAUUUUUGUUUUCCUUUUCAUUUGAAUCUAUUCCCAUUUGGCAAAAUAUAAAAUAUUUAUCUUUCAGGUUUAAUC
This is a messenger RNA of Stegodyphus dumicola, 5620 nucleotides long. RefSeq names its product DNA fragmentation factor-related protein 2 (gene Drep2). Lineage: Eukaryota; Metazoa; Arthropoda; Arachnida; Araneae; Eresidae. Gene Ontology annotation, biological process: regulation of apoptotic process; apoptotic process. The record is from RefSeq and is a predicted model, not a curated record.